Molecule: messenger RNA, 272 nt
Organism: Amoebophrya sp. A25
Lineage: Eukaryota; Dinophyceae; Syndiniales; Amoebophryaceae
Source: the annotation of a GenBank genome assembly
CCAUCAACGACUUAGACCAAACCAUUUUACGUCGCGCCUAUUACGCUGUGUCCAAGGCAGCGCAUCCGGAUAAAGGCGGUUCAAAGGAAGAAUUCGCAGAACUGGCGCAAGCGUAUAAGAUUUUGGUCGAAGAACUGUUGAUACUGGAGAACCUGAGAAAAAGACAUGAGAAGAAUCCAUGCAUGCGAUUCUCUUCAGUGUCGAGCUGUCUAUGGGCUUACUUCAGUGGCGGCACUUUGUCGUGGGGAGACGUGCGAAGAAGCUGUGAGGAG